CGAAUAAAAAUGUUAACUGCAUCUCCUCAUAUAAAAUCAGAUAAACCCUAUCAAUAGAGUCCUCAAUAUAAGAAACCACAUCCAUACAAUCCUGAGGCGAGUAUAUCUCUAAAGAACUCAAUCAACUUGAAGGGUAAAUGAUAAUAACUAUCAUUAAGAUUUUUAAUUUAACGAAGAAUUAGAAUAUUAUAAAAAUAGAUGCAUUGAUCUUGAAUAAUAUGCUAGACAUUUAAAAAAUGAAUUAGAUACUACCAUAAUUAAAUAUAGUAAGCAAGGAGCUUUGGAUGAGAAAGCAGAGUUAAUGAUUCAUCAGAAUUAAAUACUUAGCUAAGACAUAGACAAAUUAUAAAAGAAUUUUGCUUAAAAGAAGACUGAGUGUGAAUUGUGGAAGUCUAAAUAUGAACAACAACUCAAUAGUGCAGUUUAAUGUAUAUACAUUAUUUAUAUAUAUUUUAUAGUAAAAGCUCAAUAUGAAUUGGAUUUACGUAAACUAAGUAAUGAAUUAAAACUUUUAGAGGAAAGAAAUUCUAUUCUAGAGAAGGAAAGAUCUCAUGAGGUCGAAGCUACUAAAACUAAUUUUUCUAGUAAAAUUUUUAAAUAUAUAUUACAGUUUAAAAUGAAUAAUAAAGACAUAGUUAUCUCACUUAAAUAGAUAUGCUAGAAAAUUAAUUAAGAAAAUUAAGAGAAUAUGCUGAUAUUAGGGAUAAAGAAAUUUAUGAAUUAGAAACUAAAUUAACUAAAGUUUUAUAAGAUAGAGAAUACGUAGAAACAAAAUUACUUAAGGACAAUGAUUUAUAUAGAUCCAAAUUAUAAGAGUAAGAAAGAGAUAACUAAAUUGAAAUGAACAACCUUAGAUAAAAAUUAGAUAUUUUAAAUUAAGGAUAGUUGGAUAAUAUUAAAAAUCAAUAUAUGGCUUAGGCUGAAAUCUUAGAUGAUGAAAUUGGAAAAUUAAAAGGACUCUUAGAAAUUAAAAAUGAAGAAAUUAAAACUCUUAUAGAUUAAAAUGAAAGAUUAAGAGCUAAUUAUGAAAAAGAAAUAGAAACCAUAACUUUAUAAUUCAAUGUUUUAAAAGAAAAAAUGUUUGAAAAUGAAUAAAGAUUUUAAGAAGAAUCAUAGCAAAUGGAAAAUGAUUUAAGAACUUAACACUAAAUUGCACUUGAAACUUUAAAAUAACAUCAUUAGAAUUCCAAUUAAAUUCUUGAAAAUCAAAUCCUCCAUCUAAAAGGCUAAGUUUAAGAAUAAACUAAAUAAUUAGAAGAAUUACAAAAAAUUAGAUAAUAAUUACUAUAAGCUAAUCUCUAAGAUCAAGAAAAUGCAUAAAAUAUUAUCAAUAAUUUAAAAAAAGAAGUAAUUAAUUUUAUAAUUUUGUUAGAUUUUAGAUUAAUAAAAUCGCUAUCAAGAUUAAAUAUAAAAAAAUUAUUAGGACUAUGAUAUAUAAAAAAAAGAAUUACUCAACUACAACUAAUAAUAAUUAGAAUUUAAUUAAUAGUUAUAACAAUAGAUUUAAAAUUUAAAUCAAAUUAUAGAACUAAAAGAAUCUUAAUAUGAAACUACGCUUGUAUAAUUCAAAAACAUGAAUGAUCAAUUAAUUGUAUUUAAUUUUAUUAUCUUUUAGAAUAAAUUAAAUGAUUUAUAUAGAGAGAAUGAACAAAUCAAAACAAAAUUUAAUGUUACAGUAUCAGAAUAAGAAGAUUAAUUAAAUAGAUAACUUAAAUAAAUUAAAUAACAAGAACAUAAGCUAUAAUAAUAAUCAUCUUCAUACUAAAGAGAUAAAUAAAAUGCAGAGAGACAAAUUAAUAAUUUGUAGAAUUAAAAUAGAUAAAAGGAAUAAUUAAUAGCUGAAUUAAAAGCUUAAUUGAAGGCUACAGAAGAAAACAUUUAAAAAAUUGAGAAUGAAUUAUAAGAAACAAAAAAUACUUGUUAAACUUAAUUCGAAGAAUAAAAAUAUAAUUACGAAUAAGAAAUAGAGUAAAUCUAAGUUCAAAAAAAUGAAGAUUUAAUGAGUACCAAGAAAAGCUUUGAAGAGAAAGAAAACUCCUUAAAUUUGGAACUUAUUCAAUUAAAAGGAGAUUUUCAAACUUAAUAAACUCUUAAUUAAGAUUUGAACUAAAAGUAUUUUUAUUUUAAAUAUUUUUUAGAUUAGAUCAAUAUGGUUAAUAAAUUUAAAAUGCCGUAAACAGCUCUGAUGUUAUUAAACAAUACGAAAUUUUAUCUGAAAUCAACUUAGUAAACAGAUUAAGAAAUUGA
Molecule: messenger RNA, 2247 nt
Organism: Paramecium sonneborni
Lineage: Eukaryota; Ciliophora; Oligohymenophorea; Peniculida; Parameciidae
Source: the annotation of a GenBank genome assembly